Metopolophium dirhodum (rose-grain aphid) is the source of this 2720-nucleotide messenger RNA. RefSeq lists its product as uncharacterized. Bases 467 to 2266 code for a protein of 599 amino acids. The record is from RefSeq and is a predicted model, not a curated record. The transcript is spliced from 2 exons. NCBI's taxonomy places the organism in Eukaryota, Metazoa, Arthropoda, Insecta, Hemiptera, Aphididae.
UUAUUAUCAAACGCAUUAAAAAGUUAAUAAUUUAGAAUGCUUAAUAAGUAUAUUAUGAAAAUAAUAUACUAAUUAUAAUACAAUACAAUAUUAGUCUAUAUAAUAUCAAUUAUAAUAUAAUAAUAAUAUCAUUGUAACAAACAAUAUUCAAUAUCCCGCGCGUUAUCGAAUACAUUUUACUGAUCAGUACUUCAUAGUACACCAUCGAAUGCAAGCCUUCAAGAUAGAAUAAACAAUUUUUUUGUACGUUAUAAUACACAGUGUUUCGACAAUCCUUUAUUUUCCGUGUUUAUUUGAAUAGUUUCUUAUAAACAUAUAACGCCAUUCUACUACUUUAAGUUAAAAGAUCAACGGACUUUGGUAUUCGACAGCAUUCGUCAAGCAAAAUUCAAACAUUGAAACAGAUAUACGAUCAUAGUACGUCAAAUAUAAUUAUUGGACACAGAAGAAAAAAAGUAAAAAAAAAAUGGACUUUCAGAAGGUCGUUUAUCAAAUACUGCUGUUGUUAUUUACCAUAGAAAUUUCUACGACGUUUGGUAACCAUGAAGAAGACUUGUUCGAAUUAACAUCAACCAGCGAUAGCCCGGGUUUGCAGUACGAACUCAUAGGUAAUGGUAGAGCUUGCGGAAGUAGUUGGACAGUAAACACAUAUAUGGAUUUAAAAUUUUUAAAUAACAGUCUUAGAAAUAUUAGACAAAUGUUAAACUCAAUUGAACUAAUUGCGUUCAAAGACAUUUCUAUAACUUUGUAUCAGUUAAAAAAACACGCGAACAGAUUGGAAAACGAGAUAGGUUUAAUUGUACAAAUGGGUAGACAUAACAAAAAAGUUAAGCGAUCUAUUGAGUUUGGGGGUACGGCAUUAAAAUGGAUGUUUGGAGUAGCCGAUGCUGACGAUGUACGAAGAUAUGAUAGUACGAUCGAUAAAUUAGAAAACAAUGAGAAAGAUGUUAUGCGUAUUGUUCAUGAUCAGAUAUCUAUACUAAAAAGCACAAUAAUUAAUUUUAAUGAUUCCGUUACAUCAUUUAAUGAAAAUAAGAAAAUAUUUGAUGCAAAUAUGAAAGAAGGCGAGAAAAAAGUGAACGAAUUGAUUAUUGAGAUAGCUAAGGAAGACAGAAAAAUCAUUAUUCUGAGUUCGAUAACUCUUUUAGAAAACACAAUAUUUGAAUUGGACAUGUUUAUUAGUAGGUUGCAAAGAGUAAUUUCUAACGUACAGAAUAAUGUAGUAGAUGCGUUUAUAAUAACACCUGACCAAUUGCUUUCGGAAAUAAAAAAUAUUCAGAGUAUACUCCCGGAUGAUUUGAAAAUCCCUGUUAAAUUUGAUGAGGAUAAUAUUCAAGAAAUAUUCAAAAUAUUAAGUAUUGAAAUGCACACAAUAAAUGACAGAUUUAUUUUUUCUUUAAAAUUUCCUCUGUGCCUUAUAGAAAAUUUCAACGUUUAUUACAUAUUACCUAUUUACAUUCCAAUUAAUGAACAUGGUCAAUUUCUGCAUAUGACUAAAAAUUCUAUGUAUUUGUUAAUGGACAAAAUAAUGACCAAAUAUUUUAUAUGGCCAGAUUUAAAUAACUGUAAAGUAGUGGAUAAAAUAUUUGUUUGUGGAUUUAAUGAAAUUAUACAUAAUUGUGACACGGACCCCACAUGUGUAACAGAAUUACUAAAAAAUUCUUUAACUAAACCACCUCAAUGUGAUACUUAUAUCUCUGAAUUCAAAACAGAAAUGUGGUAUCCCUCAUUUUUCAAAAAUCAUUGGUUUUUCGUAUGUGAAAAACCCACUACAAUUACUAUAAUUUGUAAUAAACAGUCUUUCACUCAAAAAAUUAAAGUUAAAAGUUCUGGAAAGUUAUACUUGAAGUCUGGGUGUAUUGCUUACACCUCGAAAGGUGUACUAAAAACUGAACAAGUAUUAAAUCAAACAUAUUUCUCAAUUCCAGUAGACUUAUCUCUUACAAAUGAUUCAUGCUGUAAUGUAUUCAAUUUUUCUAAUCAGGCCUAUCCCAAACCUAUCCACUUCGAUGAAAUAAAAAAUAUUAAAUUUAAUAAAGAUGCGUUCAAUACAAUAAAUAAACAAUUAGACCAACAAGAUAUGUUAAUAAAUUCGCUUAUUGUAGAUAAAACGUAUGAAUUUAUAUACACAAACAAAUAUUUAGUUGUCAUAAUAAUAGUUUUUUUAAUAUAUUUUAUAGCAAAAUUUUAUUUAAAUAGGAAAGCAAAACAAUUAGCUAUAGAAAACAUUAAUUUAAGUUACAAUCCUCCAAGUUCUAAAAAUUAAUUUAGUAAAGGUUCUUAGUACGUAUACCUGAUAUUAUAUAUUAUUAUAUAAUUGUCAAAUACCAUUCACAACAUUUAUAUUAUUUUUUCGGAAGUUAAUAAUUAGUAUGUAGGUAUAUGUUUAUCUUACUUUUUUCUACACUUAUAUAUUGUAUAAAUGUUCUUGUAUAAAUAUAUUUUAUUUUAUAACAUACUUUAAUGAAAUUGUUCAAAUAAUCGAAUGUAUAAUCGGAUUGAAAUGCAUCACCUUUAUAAAUUCAAUUUUAUUUGUUACUUUUAAAGUAAUUACUAAUUUGUAUAGUUGUGUUGUAAAGAUAUCUAAUACACUAAUUAUUUUAUGAUUUGCCUUGGCAAUGAGCACCCUCACUUGUUUAUUAGAUAUUAAAAACAAAAUUGUAUUAUUACUAUUAUGUACCUAAAAAUUUUAAUAUAUGUGUCUCAUUAUAUACUAUAUC